AUGGAUGCAGUCGCCGGCACGGCGGGUAUCGGGGACCAGCGGAAGUGCGCGCCCGCGCGCCCGGCAAGAUCAUCCUCGCGGGCGAGCACGCCGUCGUCCACGGCUCCGCCGCCGUCGCCGCCGCCAUCGAUCUCUACACCAGGUCCUCCCUCCUCCUCCGCCCCACAGGUGCUCCCGCCCACCCUGGCUUCUUCUGGUUCUUCGUUUUGUCGCGUCGCCGCCGCUGGUACCCUUCUCACAGCUCCUCUCUCCCGGUGCCACGCAGGAGAGGGUGGCGGCGCUGACUCCGGCGCGGUGGAGCUGUACCUCAGGGACUCGGGCCUCACCUUCUCGUGGCCGUGCUCACGCCUCCGCGGGGCGCUAGGCGAGGAGAUCAGCGCCAACCCCGGGGUUCCGGCGCCGUGCUCCCCUGACCAACUGGCCACCAUUGCCAGGCUCUUGGAGGACCAGGAGAUCCCUGAGGCCAAGAUCUGGCUCUCUGCCGGCCUGUCCGCUUUCCUUUUCCUCUACACCUCCAUUCUGGGAUGCAGGCCUGGCAAGGCAGUGGUGACCUCGGACCUGCCCAUGGGUGCAGGGCUCGGCUCGUCGGCGGCAUUCUGUGUGUCCAUGUCAGGGGCUCUAUUGACGGCUGCUGGCGCAGUCAGUGUUGGAGCACACACGGGUGCUGAGGGGUGGGAGGUGUUGGAGAAGGGUGAUCUUGAGCUGGUCAACCAAUGGGCGUUCCAAGGGGAAAAGAUCAUUCAUGGCAAGCCUUCUGGCAUCGACAAUUCCGUCAGCACUUUCGGAAAAAUGAUCAAAUUCAAGAAGGGGGAACUGACAAACCUUGAGUCCAGGAACCCAGUCAAAAUGCUUAUUACUGACACAAGAAUUGGUAGGAACACAAAGGCCCUGGUUGCUGGUGUGUCUGAAAGAGCAUCUAGGCAUCCAGAUGCUAUGGCUUCUGUCUUCCAUGCAGUGAACUCUAUUAGUGAAGAGCUUUCAAGCAUUGUUGAGUUAGCGGCCGAGGAUGAAAUAGCCAUCACCUCUAAGGAGGAUAAGCUAGCAGAGCUUAUGGAGAUGAACCAAGGUUUGCUUCAGUGCAUGGGAGUCAGCCAUUCUUCUAUAGAAACUGUGUUACGAACCACUCUGAAAUAUAGCUUGGUCUCAAAGCUAACUGGAGCUGGUGGUGGAGGCUGUGUGUUGACUCUAAUACCGACGUUAUCGGCCAAUAUUGUUCUGGAGAAAGUCACCACAGAGCUCGAAUCUCAUGGUUAUCGCUGCUUCAAAGUUGAGGUUGGUGGGCGAGGUCUCCAAAUCUGUCCUUUAUUGUUAGUGAAAGAUCGUGGCCGCCCUGAUGAUCCAAAAGCUCGGCCCAAAGCAUCUGGAGAAGUCACUGUUGCUAACAAUGUGCAAGAUUUGCCAUCUGCCCCUCUUGGAAAAGAAGAAAAUAUGGAGAGUUUAUCUGAUGCAAACAAACAUGAUGCUAAUGAAGAUGUCAAAGAGGAAGUUGAAGCAUCUGAUGAAUAUGAUACAGGAAUAGGAAGACUUGGACAUGGCUCUGAUGCUUUUGGUUCCGAUGAUGAGACAGAUUUGCCAUUUGCCCCUCUCGGAACAGAGGAAAAUAUGGAGAGUUUAUCUGAUGCAAACAAACAUGAUGCUAAUAAUGAAGAUGUCAAAGAGGAAGAUGGUACAAGUCAGAACUGA
Miscanthus lutarioriparius is the source of this 1683-nucleotide messenger RNA. Lineage: Eukaryota; Viridiplantae; Streptophyta; Magnoliopsida; Poales; Poaceae. The record is from the annotation of a GenBank genome assembly.